AGAUGGAGAUGGUACUUUGAUUUUCUUCCUCACAAGUUUCCAUCACAUCACAAAUAAUUCACCCAAACAAGCCACCAAUCCAUAAAUCACUCACCAACACAACCCUAAAUUGCAUCAGCGUCACACUUUACCGCCCAACAAUCCAAUCAAUUAUCCUUUCUCCUCCUCCUCCUCCUAGCCUUCUUCGUCUACUUCGAGAGGUCGAGAAUCAAAAAGAAUUGCAAGCUUCAGACAUCAGAGCUAAACCUAACGGGGGACGAGGGACGACGACGAUGAUGGAAGGUUCGUCGUCUGUAACUCCCUUGCUAUUCCGCAACCUUAUAACCUCCCUCUUCAUAUUAGCAGAGACUUCCAUUUCCAGCUUGACCCAAAAACACAAAACCCUAGAACUCAUACGCUACGUUUUCAUCUCUUCCUUCCUCUUUUUCCUGCGUUUACUUCUUUCUUUAAACCCUAGGUCGACCAAGAAUAAUGAAUCCUCCUUGUACGAGGCCGACUGUAGUAGAAGAAAUCACAAGUUUAUGCCCGCUGCUAACGCCGGAGGGGACGACAGCGACACGGCUAUAGCUCGAGCACUUUCGCAGCUACUGUCGAUCGUCAAUGAUAUCCCGGUAAGCUCCCGCAAGUAUCAAGCUGUUCGGUCUUUAGCGGAAAACGUCAUCCAUGACAACCAGCGAGAGGGCGUGGAGGCUUUGCGUCAAGUGAAUCGCACGGUUUUGUCGGCAGCGUUUUCAAGGACUCUUAGCCAGCUUGAAGCCGCUGCAACUGUCGAACAGCAGCACCACGGCGGAGGCGGCGAUGGUGAUAUUGGUGGUUUAGAUACUGGUCAUCAUCAUCACUGGAUAGUAAGGGCUGUUCGGUCCGUUGCAGAUGUGGUUUGGACAAAGAGGGUUAGCAGCGGCGGGUCGAGAAGCUCGGCGGAGAAACUAGCGGCGGAGCUGCUCUGGUUGGCUGAGACGAUGGCGAGUUGUGGCUUUGCUCAAGAGUCUGUGAGGAGAUGGGCGUCCGCUUCUAUAUUGGCUCGCCUCUCUCUUUCAGCCGAGCCCCGCCUGCAAGCCUCCUUAGUCAAGCUUUCAGCGUUGUUGUUAAAGUAUGCCAAAGACAUGGGAGUAAAUGAAGGUAUUGAUGAUGAUACUGAGAGCAAGAAAGAGCAGCAAAAAAGAAACGAAGCAAAGAUGCAGAUGCAGAUGUUGAUGUUGUGGAUUCCAUUGCUGUGCAUAGCAAGCAAUGGCACUGAUGUGCCUGUUUUGAGCGUCGGCGAAAGGGCUGAGCUUGAGAGAGUAAUGGAAGAGACCAUAGAAACGUUGGAAGAAGAAGAUCAAGAGGGAGUACUAUCCUUGUGGCUCCACCACUUCACAUAUUGCUCGUCUUCUGAUUGGCCAAAUCUACAUGCCUCAUAUGCUCGAUGGUGUAACGCAUCGCGCAAGCAGUUUUUAAUUCACAAUUCAUAAUUUACACACUUUGCUAGGUUGUAAUUAAGUAUAAACGAGCUUUGAAAUAGUCAUUACUCGUUUGAUAGGUUUAAGACUUUUAAGCUUUCCAUUGUGGGUUGGGAUUCAUAACUUUAAUAAUCGGCCCCAAAUUCUUGUAACCAAAGGGUUUCGACAACAGAAUGAGACUUGAGAGGAAAUCAAUUUGACAGGUAUGUCUUAGUAGUGAAGUUUGAAACUCUUUGUUCAUG
This is a messenger RNA of Fragaria vesca subsp. vesca, 1681 nucleotides long. RefSeq lists its product as uncharacterized. The record is from RefSeq and is a predicted model, not a curated record. The coding region runs from base 273 to 1451 and encodes 392 amino acids. The transcript is spliced from 2 exons. NCBI's taxonomy places the organism in Eukaryota, Viridiplantae, Streptophyta, Magnoliopsida, Rosales, Rosaceae.